Molecule: messenger RNA, 8521 nt
Organism: Dromiciops gliroides (monito del monte)
Lineage: Eukaryota; Metazoa; Chordata; Mammalia; Microbiotheria; Microbiotheriidae
Gene: DLG5
Product: discs large MAGUK scaffold protein 5
Exons: 34
Coding region: 385-6555 (2056 amino acids)
Biological process (GO): regulation of apoptotic process
Molecular function (GO): protein binding
Source: RefSeq, a predicted model, not a curated record
AGCAGCCAACAUGGCUGCGCUCUUGAGCCCGGGAGGCGGCAGCCGCUGAGCCCUGAGCCCCUCUCCACGGCCCCCGGCUCCAGUCCAUGGCCCCCUGGGAGCCCCGGCUCCCGUCACACUAGGGCUGCAGCUAAGUCGCCCGCCCGCCCGCCUGCCCGCUCGCCCGCCCGCCUGGGGGGCGCCGGGAGCAGCAGCGGCGGCAGCAGCAGCCGCCACCGCCGCCAAGAGGUCCUUCGCCCAGCCCCGGGCAAGAGGGGUUUUAUUGCCGACUCCCGGAUUAGGGGAGCGCUUGAAGCCCCCCUCCUAUAACGCUCUCCUGGCCGAAGGAGGCCUCUGAGGGAGGGGGGCGCGUGGAGAAGCCCACGGGGGAAGCUCCUUGGAGCCAUGGAGCCAAAGCACCGGGAGCUGCUUGCUCAUUGUCAGCAGAGCCUGGCUCAGGCCAUGACUGAGGUGGAAGCCGUCCUGGGGCUGCUGGAGGCGGCCGGAGCCCUGAGUGCCGGGGACCGAAGGCAGCUGGAAGAGGAGACGGCCGCGGCUGGAGGGGCCGGCGGCCCCGGGGCCAAGGCGGAGCUGCUGCUCAAACUGCUGCUCUCCAAGGAGCGAGACCACUUCCAGGACCUUCGGGUAGCCCUGGAGAAGACCCAGCCUCACCUGCUCCCCAUCCUUUACCUGAACGGAGUGGCAGGGGCGCCUCAGCCCUCGGAGGGUGCAGGAUCCACUUACAGUGUCUUGUCCAUCAUGCCCUCGGACUCAGAGAGCAGCAGUUCCCUCAGUAGUGUGGGCACGACUGGAAAGGCGUCCUCUCCUCCACCCCCCGGCACCGAGAGCAGGCAGGCGAAUGAGAAAGUGGAGACCCUUUUGAUUCAGCUGAGGCUGAUCACCCGAGAGAGGGACGAGCUGAGGAAGCGUCUGGCUCUGUCAUCUCCUGGUUCGACUUUCGACGACUGCAGGCCGUACCACAAGCUGAACCCUGACUAUGAGAGGCUCAAGAUUCAGUGUAUGAGGGCUAUGUCAGACCUGCAGUCACUGCAGAACCAGCACACCAAGACCCUGAAGAGGUGUGAGGAGGUCGCCAAAGAGGCCGACUUUUACCACACUCUGCACAACCGACUCCUGAGUGACCAGGCACAGCUGAAGGAGGAUGUGGACACACUGAGGCGGGAGAAUGGACAGUUGCUGCGGGAACGGAACCACCUGCAGCAGUCCUGUGAAGACAUGAGACGUCUUCGAGAGGAGGACCAGAAGGAGAUCAGUGACCUCCGGACCCAGCAGCAGCAGGUCUUGAAGGAGAAUGGGUCGUCGGAGAUCCUCAACGCGCUGUAUGAUGCAGCUGUGGGGAAGCUGGAGGGGCUGAAGAAGGAAUACGAUGGGCUGAGAAAGCGGUAUAGUGAGAAGGUUGCCAAUCACAACAGCGACCUGAGCCGGCUGGAGCAGACGGAGGAAGAAAACAGGCGCCUGCAGAAGCAGGCUGACAGCCUGGUGAAGCAGAGAGACGCAUCCCUCCACUUCCAGCAGCAGUGCUCCUUGUCUCUCCGGCGGUUUGAGACGAUGCAGCAGGACCUGAACAAAGCAAUGGUCCAGAAUAAGGAGCUUCAGCGGGAAAUGGAGCGCCUGCAGUCAGAGGUGACCCGGCUGAGGGCCAUGCAGCUGAAGGCCCUGAAGGAUGCGGAGAAGUACAAGGAGGAGCGGGACUCUGUCUUCAAUGAGUAUCAGCUCAUCAUGAGUGAGAGGGACCAGGUCAUCAAGGAGCUGGACAAACUUCAGACGGAGCUAGAGCUUGCGGAGUCCAAGCUGAAGAACACCACCUCUGAGAAAAGGGUGGCCAGUGAAGAGAUGGAGGCGCUGAGACAGGAGCUGAACUCAGCUCUGGUGGAAAGAGAUCGGGCAGUCUGUGAGAGGAAUGAGUUACUGGAAAAAUACUGCUACGAGGUGAAGGACAAGGCGGAAGCCCAAAAAGAGCUUGAUCAAGCUUGCAAAGAUAUAGAGGCAGUGAAGGAGGAAAGAGAUGUGGCCAGGAAGGAGAGGACAGAAGCUAUCAUCCAGAGAGACCAUCUGCUCAGGGAAUAUUACCAAGCUCGCCAGAUACAGGAUUCGGCAACCCUGGACAUUGAGAGAGCCAACAAAGAGAUCGAAAUGCUCCGGAAGCAGUAUGAGGCCAUGUCCCAGGAGCUCAAGGAAGCCACCCAAGAGGCAGAAGUGGCGAAAUGUAGGAGAGAUUGGGCCUUCCAGGAAAGAGACAAGAUUGUGGCGGAGAGGGAGAGUAUACGGACCUUGUGUGACAACCUCCGGCGUGAGAGGGACCGAGCAGUGAGUGACCUGGCUGAAGCCUUGCGCAACCUGGAUGAUAUGAGGAAACAAAAGAAUGAUGCGGGCAGAGAGCUCAAGGAGCUGAAGGAAAAAAUGGAGAACCAGCUGGAAAAGGAAGCCCGUUUCCGGCAGCUGAUGGCUCAUAGUUCCCAUGAUUCGGCCAUUGACACGGAUUCUAUGGAGUGGGAAACAGAAAUAGUAGAGUUUGAAAAGGACAGAGAGGAUAUGGAUUUGAAGGCACUUGGAUUUGAUGUGGCAGAAGGUGUGAAUGAACCCUAUCUCCCUGGGGACUGUGGCAUUUUUGUCACUAAAGUCGACAAGGGAAGCAUUGCAGAUGGGCGAUUAAGGGUAAAUGAUUGGCUGCUCAGAAUCAAUGACGUGGACCUCACCAACAAGGACAAGAAGCAGGUGGUCAAGGCUGUUCUCAGUGGUGGAGGGGUCAUUAACAUGGUGGUCCGGAGAAGGAAGUCUCUGGGAGGGAAAGUGAUAACGCCGCUCCACAUUAACCUGGCUGGACACAAAGAGAGUGGCAUCAGCCUGGAGAAUGGCGUGUUUGCUGCUGCUGUUGUUCCCGGAAGCCCUGCUUCUAAAGAAGGAUCCCUUACCGUGGGAGACAGGAUUAUUGCUAUUAAUGGCAUUGCACUAGAUAACAAGUCUCUGACUGAAUGUGAAUCCCUUCUCCGGAACUGCCGGGAUUCCUUGACCCUCUCACUAAUGAAGGUGUUCCCUCAGAGCUCCUCGUGGAGCGGUCAGAAUAUUUUUGAGAAUCUCAAGGACUCGGAGAAAGUGUUGAACUGUCGGCUCCAUGCGUCCGAGGUCCAGGUUCAGAACAAACGAAACUUGACUCAGCACAACAGUUCCACACAGACGGACAUUUUCCAUUUGGAGAGCCUGGAGGACAAGAAGGAUCCAAGCACCCCAGGAAGCGGUGGAGGUUCCUUCUGUGAGCACAAGCCCUUCCCCCGAGCACCCUUGCAGGUUGUUGACCCUCAUCGGAGCUGCCACAGCGCCUCGGAGCACAGUCUUAGCUCCUUUAGCUCAGACCCUUAUGGGGAGCGUGGGUAUGGACUGGUGAAUUUGGGCAGUCGGCGGAUGCUGCCUCCCUUUGACACUGUCAUUGGGGACUGUGUCCUGGUGGGAAACACGUUGGGAGAGGCAGGGUCAGGAAUGAAACACAGUGGUGGGACCUGGCCCAAGGUUAUGGUCAAUGCCUCUUCAGCAGAGACAGAGAAAUUCUCUGUCUAUAAGAAACCAAAGCAGAGGAAGUCAAUCUUUGAUCCGGACACUUUCAAGCGCCCCCAGACACCUCCCAAAGUAGAUUACCUCUCUCCAGGCCCUGCACCUGCUCAUUCUCCCCAGCCCUCCAAGGCAGAAGGGCCCCCAACUCCUCCUACUCCUCCCAAGAGGAGUGACUCCAUUAAGUUCAAACACAGACCACAAGAUAGCUCUGGUUCAGAAACCACACUGGUACCCAGCUCUCCUUCCACCAGUCCGCCAGCCAGCCUUCCUUCUGCACCAGCCCCCCUGGGGCUCAAACAAGACUCCUCACCUCACAAGGGGAGGGGUCGCAUUCCUGGGCACUACUACCGGGAAGAGGAAGGGGACUGUGCCCUCUUGCCUGGGAGGAAAGCCUGUGAAGAGGAUGCCAAUUUCCAGAGAGGGGAUGAGGCAGAUCUGAAGCGACCCCGGCCCAAAUCAGCACCGAUUCUUCGGCAUAAACUCACCCCAGUAACCAUUCCCAACCAGUCACUUCAGGCACAGAAAUACACUCCAGCCACGGAAGAACACUUCACCCCCGAGGUCCAGGAGUGGAUCCCCUACUCCCCAAAGCGUUCUUCCAGGCACAGUGAUGGCUUUGUCCCUAUUUACUCUGGUGGAGUAUCUGCAGGUACUGUUCCAAGGAAUUUAGCCCCAUGCCCUGCAGUGACUGCCAUCAUGAGGAACCCUAUCUACACGGCCUGGAGCCAUAGAGUUCACCCCAACAGCUGCCAGUCUGCUGCCAGCCAGAUGCACCAUCAGCACUUGCAUCCCAGUGCACAACACCAGGGCCGCCUGAGCCUGGACCUUAGUCACAAGCACUCCAGCGACUACUCAGAGACCUCAAGGACAAGAACCUCUCACGGGUCCAACUCAUUACCAUCUAGUGCCCGACUCGGAUCUUCAAGUAACUUGCAAUUUCGGACGGAACGCAUCAAAAUCCCACUAACACCAAGAUAUCCUCGAUCUGUCAUGGGCUCUGACAGAGGUUCGUUGUCACAUUCUGAAUGCAGUAGCCCUAGCCUGAUCACUCCUCCCCAGUCACCCCUGAACCUAGAAACCUCAUCUUUCGCCAGUAGCCAGUCCCAGAGCUCACUCUCCACACUGCCCAGGAUUGCUAUCAGCCCAGCAUCAAUAGGGGAGCGAAGGAAGGACAGAUAUCUGUACCGUAAUAGAUCUUUUCUGAGACUUCCUGUGGCUCCCAGGGCUAGGUUCUCCUCCCUAAGGAGUCUGAGGCCUUACAUGGAGGAACCUCGCCAUGUCAAAGUGCAAAAGGGUUCAGAGCCACUUGGGAUUUCCAUAGUGAGUGGGGAAAAUGGCGGAAUCUUCGUUUCGAAAGUAACCGGAGGAAGCAUUGCUCACCAAGCUGGACUAGAGUAUGGAGAUCAGUUACUGGAGUUCAAUGGCAUUAACUUGAGAAAUGCGACAGAGCAACAGGCGAGGCUGAUCAUCGGUCAGCAGUGUGACACCAUCACUAUCCUGGCCCAGUAUAACCCACACAUGUAUCAGCUUGGUAACCACUCCCGGUCCAGCUCUCGACUGGACCCUGUGAGCUCUCAUUCAAAUCCACAGGGCAGUGGGUCUGCCACUCCAGACAGCCAUUCCAUCAUUGACACCGUGAGUGAGCAGGAUGAGGGGACCAUAACACCAACAUCCAAGCAGACCACACCCACCACCAGCCCUCGCAAUUCCAUCAGGGUCCUGGCUGAUGCCAACAAGAGAACUCCAGAACCUCGAGUUGUCAUCAUCAAAAAGUCUCAGGUGGAACUCGGCGUGCAGAUAUGUGGCGGGAACCUGCAUGGGGUGUUUGUGGCAGACGUGGAGGAUGGUAGUCCUGCCUGUGGCCCUGAGGGGUUGGUGCCGGGAGACCUUAUACUUGAGUAUGGUUCUGUGGACAUGAGGAAUAAAACAGCGGAGGAAGCCUACCUGGAGAUGUUGAAACCUGGGGAGAACAUUCGUGUGAAGGUGCAGUAUCGCCUGGAAGAUUUCAACAAGGUCAAGGACAUUCCAGGCGAUGGAUUCUACAUUAGGGCUCUGUAUGACCGGCUGGCCGAAGUGGAUCAGGAUCUGAGCUUCAAGAAGGACGACAUCCUCUAUAUCGACGACACCCUCCCCCAGGGUACCUUUGGCUGUUGGAUGGCCUGGCAACUGGAUGAGAAUGCACAGAAGCUGGAAAGAGGCCAGAUCCCCAGCAAAUACAUGAUGGACCAGGAGGUCUCCAGGAGACACAGCAUGUCUGAAGUCAAAGACGAAAACAACUCAAAGACGUUGUCAGCCGCCGCACGGAGGUCUUUCUUCCGAAGAAAACAGAAACAUAAACGUAACGGCUCUAAGGAUAGUAAAGACUUGCUGGCUCUGGACACCGUCAGCACGGACUCCAUUCCCUUCCUGGAAGAUUCAGUCAGCUUGGCUUAUCAGCGGGUGCAGAAGGUGGAUUGCACUUCUCCAAGGCCUGUAUUGAUCCUAGGGCCUUUACUUGAUGCUGUGAAGGACAUGUUGGUGAAGGAGGCUCCUGGGAAAUUUUGCAGAUGUCCUCUGGAGGUGAUGAAGGCCUCCCAACAGGCCAUUGAGCGAGGGGUCAAAGAUUGUCUGUUCAUUGACUAUAAAAGGAGAAGCGGCCAUUUUGACGUGACUACUGUAGCAUCAAUAAAGGAGAUAACAGAGAAGGACUGCCAUUGUCUCCUGGACAUUGGUCCGCAUGCCAUUGAGCGGCUCCAUAGCAUCCAUAUCUACCCCAUUGUCAUCUUUAUCCGCUACAAGAAUGCUAAGCAGAUCAAAGAACAGAGAGAUCCCAUCUUCCUGAGGGACAAAGUCACCCAGAGACAUUCCAAAGAACAAUUUGAGACGGCUCAGAAGAUAGAACAGGAGUACAGCAAGUAUUUCACAGGUAUUAUCCAGGGCGGAGCCCUUGGGAACAUUUGCACUCAGAUCUUGACGACUGUUGAUGAAGAACAAAACAAAGUCCUGUGGAUUCCAGCUUGCCCACUAUAGACAGACAUUUUGCUGUGAAGUGCAGAAUAUAUUCUCCCAGUGUAGAUAGGUGGCCAGACUUUAAAUAUUAUAUAUAUUCAGACAGUUCUUCAUGAAGGGGAUUGAGACACUAACAUGGAUAACCAAAAGCACCUGCUUAAGUGGCUGAAUGAGACUGAAGCCUUGGCCGGCGGAACUCAUUUCUCUCUCAUUUGUGCAUUUAUUUUCAGAGAGAGAGAGAGAGAGAGAGAGAGAGAGAGAGACUGACUGACUUUCUAGCAUGAUGGGGGUACAAAGUAGACCAGCCUUUUUUCUUUUUUUUUAGCCAGCAGAUUAUCAAUGCUGCAGAAAGAACCUUCUAGAUUCACAAGUUUACAAACCUUUUCUAAGUAUUUGGUUGUUUAUGUUUACUUGAAUGUCCUUGUGUCGUUGUGGCCCGUUGUCUUCUUGGUUCCUUUCUCCCACCGUCCUCAUCUCUUACUCUUGCAUUCCUCUUCUUCAUCCUGACUUUUUCUGUGCCUCUUCUGAGUGAAGCCACACUUUGGAAUAGAAGGGAGAGGGUUCUCUGAGGUGGGGGGAAAGGGAGGGGUUGGACUGUGUUUUCAUACUGGAGUCAUUGGGAGUGUGGCCAGGGAAGGGGUUGGGGGAAUCUGAUGGGCUUUGGAAACCUUUGGAAAUUCUCCUGGGAGCUCUGGAAUCAAAUCUCAGAGAGUUUUGCAGGGAGAUCCUGUUGUCUAGUUUGGGGGGGGCGGGGAGCAGAAUCAAUGCCGUUUUAGGACAUGUAUUUGGCAGUGGAAAGGCCUUUCUCCUGUACUUUGAAGUUAUUUUAAAUUCCUCUGGUUGAAAUUGCUUCUUUCCUCUCUCCUCUCCCCCACUCUACCUACAUAGAUUUUAUAUUUAAAGACAUUAAUAUGAUCUGAUCAUUCUGAACUUGAUUUGUUAAGUCAUAAAAUAAUCAAUUUGGUUUUGGGGACUGAUGGUAGUGGGAGGAGGGAAGAAAGCAAGGCAGUAAACUCGGUCCAGUGCAUGCUGUUCUGUCAUUUUAAAAAGUCUGUAAAUAUCAAUAGCUUUUACUGGUGCAAUUUUGCAGGAUAAUUCUUCUGCUUUGUUCUUCAGUGUGUAUAGCAGUCACAUAAUCGUGUUUUGUUUUGUUUAGAAAAAUUUGAUAUGAAAAUGGUCACAGUUUUGGGCUUUGGAUCAAAACUUUGGUAGCGUUCACACUGUCUGGAAUCAGAAAAUAAAAACCAAGGGUUUUUUUUAAUGUUGUUUGCACCACCCAGUCACUCUGUGUACCCAGCUCUGUGAUAAAGCAGCAUCUUGGAUUUGCUUUUGCACUUCGAAAGCUCGGGUGGGCCCUGGAAGAAGAUUGCAUCUCCCUCCUCCAUCAACUAUUCAUUCUCUUUGUAGGUACUGUCCUCUUUUUGGUUUAUUCCAGUUUAAUUUGAGGAGGCUUUAUGGACUGUUCCUAACAUUUCAUUUUUUCUAGCAAGAAGUCUUUAAAAAAAUUUUUUUUUAGUUCUAGACUACAGAUUGUAGCUUUGUGUUUGCGUUUUAAAAAUAAAAAAUAAAAAAGGGAUUUUUUUUUCCUUGCACAGUUCCUCAAAAGAAAGAACUAUAUCAGUCCUGAAUUUUGUUCCUUGUUUUACAGGUACAUGUUUUCUAGCUCAAACUACUUAAGAAAAACAAAAAUAUUAAAAUAUUUUUUAAAAUUAAAAAAAUAAAAAGCAAACAAACCACAACUGUAGAUUAUGUCUUGAUGCAUUACCUAAAUGAAAUAGCUUCCAUAUUGAGGGGUAGCAGGGUUUUUGUUUGUUUUUUUUGGUGUUUUGUUUUUUCAUCCCCUGAGUUGAGGAUAGAGUUGGACUUUGGUACGAUUAAAACAGGUACUGUUCUGACCAGGAUUUUCUGUACUAAAAAAAAAAUGUCACUUUGUAUAAAAAAAAAAAAAAACCAAAAAAGUUAAAGAAACUGAUUAGUAUGAUUAAUA